Pan troglodytes (chimpanzee) is the source of this 4107-nucleotide messenger RNA. RefSeq names its product transmembrane protein 50B (gene TMEM50B). NCBI's taxonomy places the organism in Eukaryota, Metazoa, Chordata, Mammalia, Primates, Hominidae. The coding region runs from base 864 to 1340 and encodes 158 amino acids. The record is from RefSeq and is a predicted model, not a curated record. The transcript has 12 exons.
GCGCGUAAGGAGGCGCCCUCGUCGGGCCCUGUCCGGCCCGGCCUUCUGAGGGCUGUGGGGCCGUCCAGCCGGGUUUUCCCUGCGUUCGGUGCCGGCCUGCAGACUCGGGCCCGCGGAGCCCCCGCCGCCCCUUCUUGCCCCUGCCCGCGUCCCUUCGGGCCGACCGUGACCGUGGCGCCGCCGCGACCCGCAAGCAGCCCGGGGAGGCUGCCCUGCCGCGCUGUCACGCCGUCAGGUUGCGUUCCUGGGGAGGGCUGGAGAGGCUCCAUCUCGUGCCUUUCACCUUCUCGCGCGGCGGGCACGGAGGCGACGGUUUUCGGGACGCCCUGCUGCGGCCGCGACGCCCUCCCGAGGCCGGAGCGAGGGCCCCGGGGCGGCUCCAGCCCUUCUUCGCCCCUCCCGUUUGCCCCGAACCAUUGCUAGGAGCCUGUGUUUUCUGCACUUUUCUGAUUUCAUUCUUACGAGAGUCAAGUACAGAGGCGGGAGGGGAAAGGGAAGGGGAACAACAUUCUUUCGAGAAUUAUAAACCUUGAGCUCCGUUAAAUAAGUAGCAGCAGAGCAUUGUCACUGGAGCAGUGGUAGUCGCGGGUAGGACCGUUUCGGUUUUUAGCCAAUAGGCUGGUUAAAGGUACUUAAAACAGUAAGUUGGAAGGUGCUGAAAUUCUAAGCAUGGUAGCCCGAGCAUUAGUGUUCCAGAGAACCAGGCAGAUGCUCCAUUGCCUUCUGUGACCUGAUCUUGGAAGUGGCAUGGCAGAAGUUACAUAGCAUCACUUCCUCUACUCUACUGGUCAACUAGUCUUUAUUGUUGACCCAAAUUCAAAGGAUACAGCAUUUAAUGAAAAAUUUAUGCUUAAGAAGUAAAAAUGGCAGGCUUCCUAGAUAAUUUUCGUUGGCCAGAAUGUGAAUGUAUUGACUGGAGUGAGAGAAGAAAUGCUGUGGCAUCUGUUGUCGCAGGUAUAUUGUUUUUUACAGGCUGGUGGAUAAUGAUUGAUGCAGCUGUGGUGUAUCCUAAGCCAGAACAGUUGAACCAUGCCUUUCACACAUGUGGUGUAUUUUCCACAUUGGCUUUCUUCAUGAUAAAUGCUGUAUCCAAUGCUCAGGUGAGAGGUGAUAGCUAUGAAAGCGGCUGUUUAGGAAGAACAGGUGCUCGAGUUUGGCUUUUCAUUGGUUUCAUGUUGAUGUUUGGGUCACUUAUUGCUUCCAUGUGGAUUCUUUUUGGUGCAUAUGUUACCCAAAAUACUGAUGUUUAUCCGGGACUAGCUGUGUUUUUUCAAAAUGCACUUAUAUUUUUUAGCACUCUGAUCUACAAAUUUGGAAGAACCGAAGAGCUAUGGACCUGAGAUCACUUCUUAAGUCACAUUUUCCUUUUGUUAUAUUCUGUUUGUAGAUAGGUUUUUUAUCUCUCAGUACACAUUGCCAAAUGGAGUAGAUUGUACAUUAAAUGUUUUGUUUCUUUACAUUUUUAUGUUCUGAGUUUUGAAAUAGUUUUAUGAAAUUUCUUUAUUUUUCAUUGCAUAGACUGUUAAUAUGUAUAUAAUACAAGACUAUAUGAAUUGGAUAAUGAGUAUCAGUUUUUUAUUCCUGAGAUUUAGAACUUGAUCUACUCCCUGAGCCAGGGUUACAUCAUCUUGUCAUUUUAGAAGUAACCACUCUUGUCUCUCUGGCUGGGCACGGUGGCUCAUGCCUGUAAUCCCAGCACUUUGGGAGGCCGAGGCGGGCCGAUUGCUUGAGGUCAAGUGUUUGAGACCAGCCUGGCCAACAUGGCGAAACCCCAUCUACUAAAAAUACAAAAAUUAGCCAGGCAUGGUGGUGGGUGCCUGUAAUCCCAGCUACCUGGGAGGCUGAGGCAGGAGGAUCGCUUGAACCCUGGGGGCAGAGGUUGCAGUGAGCUGAGUUUGCGCCACUGCGCUCUAGCCUGCCCCCAGGCUAGAAAGUGAAAACUCCCUCUCAAGAAAGACCACUCUCAGUAUCUCUGAUUUCUGAAGAUGUACAAAAAAAUAUAGCUUCAUAUAUCUGGAAUGAGCACUGAGCCAUAAAAGGUUUUCAGCAAGUUGUAACUUAUUUUGGCCUAAAAAUGAGGUUUUUUUGGUAAAGAAAAAAUAUUUGUUCUUAUGUAUUGAAGAAGUGUACUUUUAUAUAAUGAUUUUUUAAAUGCCCAAAGGACUAGUUUGAAAGCUUAUUUUAAAAAGAAUUCCUCUAAUAUGACUUUAUGUGAGAAGGGAUAAUACAUGAUCAAAUAAACUCAGUUUUUUAUGGUUACUGUAAAAAGACUGUGUAAGGCAGCUCAGCACCAUGCUUCUCGUAAAAGCAGCUUAAAUUAUCCACUGGGGUUAUCUUUUGACAACUUGCCAUUAUCUGAUGUUACACAAUUCAAUAGCAAGCAAGUUUGAGACAAUCGCAGUUUAAAAGCAUGAACCAUUUAACAAAAAGUGGAAUAAUUAAAGAUAAAGCACUUCUUCCCAAAGGGAAUUAUCACCUAGUGAAAAAUUAUGCGUUUCAUCUACUCAGUUACCGACUGCAAGUCUCUCCUUGCUCUAGCUCUCAAGCUUUGGGUGAAUAUUCCUGUGAAAUAUAUCUUCAACUUGAAAGUUCAUACUCCAAUCAAAAACUCCUUUUACUGAGUUUGCAGUACUGUAUUUGCACUGUUUGUAUUCCUCUGGGCCCUUAUUGCUACUUUUGCUUUCCUUUGUUACAUAGAUUUUGUGUUGCACUUUUUCUCCAGAGGGGUGUUGUAGAGCCUUGGUUGUAUGAAUAAUACCAGUGGUAGUGUCCACGGCUCUAAUGUAAGCCCAUUUGGCAUCACUCCUCUCCUCUCUCUGAGAGGAUUUCUUGUGCACAGAGUAUGAAGCAGUUGUGGAGCGCUGUGCCUUUGUCAAGAUACCAUCUUGUUUGAUGACUUCUUUCUUUGCUGUUUUUUCUUCAAAAUGUUAGUAAGCUCUGUCAUGCUUCUAGCAAAUUGUAAGACUAAUUAUUUGUUUCCACCUCAUAACCUGUUGCAAUAAAUAUUACUUCUCAUACAGUUUAAUAUUGUUGUUUGUUGGAGAAAAUGAACCAUAAAAAUUGAUUUGCUGUUCAGUUUUCAGUUAUUCAAGUACACCCAAUUAAAGAUGCAGUUAUGUUUAUAAAAUUAGAAGAAAUAGAUUUGUAAAAUGCUUAUGUGAGGGUUAUUGAAGGUUUCCCUGAAGACUGACUGGAAAUGGUGGCUGUUUUUUUCUAUUUCUGACUCUGCCAUGAAUUUUUUUUUUUUUUUUUAAAGACAAUAUCUCACUCUGUUGCCUAGGCUGGAGUGCAGUAGUGCAACCACAGCUCACUGCACCUUCAAAUGCUGGAGCUCAAGCAAUCCUCUUACCUCCGCUUUCCAAGCAGCUGGGACCACAGAUGGAAUUUUGCUCUUGUCACCCAGGCUGGAGUGUAGUGGUGCAAUCUCGGCUCACUGCAACCGUUGUCUCCCAGGUUCAAAUGGUUCUUGUGCCUCAGCCUCCCAAGUAGCUGGGGUUACAGAUGUAUCCUCCACUCCUCGCUGGGCACCAUCCUGCUGCCCAACAGAAGAAGCUCUUCUGUCUCCGAUUUCCUGAACGGUCUAAGGGACAGGCCUUUUAGAGGCAGCAAAAGGGAAUACUGGUCUCUGGAAAGUCCAGACAGAACUCUAGCAGCUCCGAUGGCUUGAUGAUCUCUUCCAGGGAGCCGGUGGGCUAGGCCCAUGCUUUGCUUCAAAGCGUUUGGAGAACAUCUUCUUGCUCCUUUUCCGGAAACGAGAUAAUGGACACAGAGUCCCAGACGUCAUCCUUUGGACCAGGAAGAAACAGGCUCCUGCCAGCACCGACAGCAACGAAAAUGUUCCCACGGAGAUCAGGAUGACUUGCUGAAGCUCAGUGGAGGCUAAAAAGAGGACACGAAAGUGAACAGAAUGAUCUUCCUACGCACAACACAAACAUCAGUUAAUGUUCCAUCCAUGCUGCUUAAAGAGCAUUCCUGUCCUAGUAAAAUGGGCAAGUCCCUCUACCCCCACCCUCACCUGGUAUGCUUACAUUAAUAGCUAAAGUCAAUCCUGUAAUGAAAUAAAAGCAAGUGGUAGCUGUCUGGUAGCCUCCACUACCGCAAAUCUCA